Pieris brassicae (large cabbage white) is the source of this 1750-nucleotide messenger RNA. RefSeq names its product zinc finger protein ZPR1 (gene Zpr1). Gene Ontology annotation, molecular function: zinc ion binding. Bases 107 to 1465 code for a protein of 452 amino acids. NCBI's taxonomy places the organism in Eukaryota, Metazoa, Arthropoda, Insecta, Lepidoptera, Pieridae. Gene Ontology annotation, cellular component: nucleus; cytoplasm. The record is from RefSeq and is a predicted model, not a curated record. The transcript has 11 exons.
GUUUUGACAGUUUGCGUUGAGUUUUUCAACUGACUAGAAUAUAGAAGCUAGAACUUAGCUACAACUAGACUAGAAACUACCGGAAUUUGGUUAUUUUACAUAAAAGAUGUGCUCUACUGAGAAGAAACCCCUUUUCCGUGAUCUUACUGCUGAAGACCCUGAGCCCGAGGUGACUGAAAUAGAGUCACUAUGCGUUAAUUGCCUCGGAAAUGGUAUGACAAGACUGCUACUUACUCGCAUUCCACAUUACAAGAAUGUAGUUUUAAUGUCCUUCUCCUGCGAAGAAUGUGGUUAUGAAAACAAUGAAAUUCAGCCAGGUGGCGCUAUUGCUGAAUUUGGUAUUAGAUGGAAGCUGCGAGUUGAAGAACCAUCUGAUCUUAAUCGUCAAGUGGUGAAGAGUGACUAUACAAGAGUACAUAUUCCAGAGUUAGAGUUUGAGAUACCAGCUAACAGUCAAAAAGGAGAAGUAACAACAGUAGAAGGCUUAUUAGCUAGAGCAAUCGCUGGUCUUACCCAAGAUCAAGAAAUCAGGAGGACAGAGCAUCCAGAUGCUGCUGAGCAGAUAGAUGGAUUUGUAGCUAAGCUGCAGGCACUUAAAGUGCUGAAAACACCAUGGACCUUGGAACUGGAGGAUACUAGUGGUAAUACCUUUAUUGAAAACCCUGAUGCGCCAAAAAAAGAUCCCCGCUGUGAUGCAACGGAAUUUAAACGUACUACAGAGCAGGAUCACAAACUUGGAAUAUUCACUAGGCAGGAGGUAAGCAAUGGAUCCCAAGAGCCCAUUCCCGGAUCAAUAACUCCAGCAGAUCCUUCCCAGGGUUGCUACGAUAGACUUGCAGCAGAUGAAGUACUCCAGUUCUCAACAAAUUGUCCUGAUUGUAAUGCUCCAGCUGAUACCAAUAUGAAGAUUACCAAAAUACCACAUUUCAAGGAAGUAGUGAUUAUGGCAACGGUCUGUGACGCCUGCGGACAUCGUACAAAUGAGGUGAAAUCUGGAGGUGGUAUCGAAGAGAAAGGUGUGAGAUUUGAAGUGCGUAUAGCCGGCAAAGAAGACUUUUCCAGAGAUAUUUUAAAGUCAGAAACAUGCAGCAUGAGCAUACCAGAGCUAGAAGUAGAAGUGGGGGGCAGAGCACUAGGGGGAAGGUUCACCACUGCGGAAGGCGUCAUCCGAGGGUGUAUUGAACAAUUGGCCGAUGCACCUUCAUUGCAUGGAGACGCGCCUGCGCCUUCUAAGGGCAAUUUACAGAAGUUCUUAGAAAAACUAGAAGAGGUGUUAGAGGGUAAACGUCAAAUUACUUUGAUACUGGACGAUCCGGCUGGUAACUCUUAUGUUCAGAACCUAAGCGAUGAUCUAACUGUAUAUGACGAUGGUGUAAAGGUCACACACUACGAGCGAUCAUUUGAGCAAAAUGAAGAGCUUGGUCUCAACGAUAUGAAGACUGAAGGUUACGAACAAGACGCGUAGAAGAAUAUAUACUGGGAUGUUUACGUUUACCUGAUACAGCGCAGAAACUAUAUAACAUAAGCUUUUAUUUUUUUAUAUUUUCAUUUUUUUCUGAUAUCUAAAUGAUAAUGCUUAUUUUGAUAGUAUUGUAUAUGCAUAAGUAAAUAAAAUAUGAUUAUUCCAGUUAAGCUAAUAUAAGCAUUAAGAAAAAAUGCAUUUGCAUAGCUUUAAUGUAUAGUCGAAGCCUUGAAAUAUUUAUUAUAUUUAUACAUGGUUACAAUAAAUAAAGUUUUUGAUUUGAUUUUA